This is a messenger RNA of Odobenus rosmarus divergens (Pacific walrus), 955 nucleotides long. RefSeq names its product mitochondrial ornithine transporter 1-like (gene SLC25A2). Gene Ontology annotation, biological process: mitochondrial L-ornithine transmembrane transport. The coding region runs from base 1 to 906 and encodes 301 amino acids. The record is from RefSeq and is a predicted model, not a curated record. The transcript has a single exon. Lineage: Eukaryota; Metazoa; Chordata; Mammalia; Carnivora; Odobenidae. Gene Ontology annotation, molecular function: L-ornithine transmembrane transporter activity.
AUGAAGUCCAAUCCUGCCAUCCAAGCCGCCAUCGACCUGACAGCGGGCGCGGUCGGGGGCACGGCUUGUGUCCUGACCGGGCAGCCUUUCGACACAGUGAAAGUGAAGAUGCAGACGUUCCCCGGCCUGUACAAGGGCCUCACCGACUGCUGCCUGAAAACGUACUCCCAAGUGGGCCUGCGGGGCUUCUACAAAGGAACCUGCCCUGCGCUGAUGGCCUACGUCGCCGAGAACUCUGUCCUCUUCAUGUGCUAUGGCUUCUGCCAAGAGCUUGUGAGGAAAGUGGUUGGACUGGACAAGCAGGCGAGGCUGAGUGAUCUGCAGACGGCAGCUGCGGGUUCCUUCGCCUCCGCGUUUGCUGCGCUGGCCCUGUGCCCCACUGAGCUUGUCAAGUGCCGACUGCAGACCAUGUACGAAAUGGAGAUGUCAGGGAAAAUAGCAAAAAGCCAAAAUACAAUCUGGUCCGUCGUGAAGAGUAUCCUUAGAAAGGAAGGCCCCUUGGGCUUCUACCAAGGACUCUCGAGCACUCUCCUUCAAGAAGUACCGGGCUAUUUCUUCUUCUUCGGUGGCUAUGAACUGAGUAGAUCAUUUUUUGCAUCGGGGAGAUCAAAAGAUGAACUAGGCCCUGUCCCUUUGAUGUUAAGUGGUGGAAUUGCUGGAAUUUGUCUUUGGCUUGUCAUCUAUCCAGUGGAUUGUAUCAAAUCCAGAAUUCAAGUUCUUUCCAUGUCUGGAAAACAGGCUGGGUUUCUGGGAACUCUUAUAAGUAUUGUGAAAAAUGAAGGAAUAGCAGCCUUAUAUUCUGGACUGACCGCUACUAUGAUUCGAGCAUUCCCUGCCAAUGGGUCACUAUUUUUGGCUUAUGAAUACAGCAGGAGAAUGAUGAUGAGUCAGUUUGAAGCAUACUGAAGUGUCUUGGUGAACUGGAGCCAAGUAAAGGCCUUAGAGGACUACAGUU